AUGAUUAUGCCAUCAGUGUACUACAAAUCUCCCCCACCACCUUACGUUUACAGUUCUCCACCACCACCAUACUACUCACCUUCUCCUAAAGUGUACUACAAAUCUCCCCCACCACCAUACGUCUACAGCUCUCCACCACCCCCACCAUACUACUCUCCUUCCCCUAAGGUAGACUACAAGUCUCCUCCACCACCAUACGUCUACAGCUCUCCACCACCACCAUACUAUUCUCCUUCUCCUAAGGUGUACUACAAAUCUCCUCCACCACCAUACGUGUACAGCUCUCCACCACCACCAUACUAUUCACCUUCUCCUAAAGUAUACUACAAGUCUCCACCACACCCAUACCACUCACCUUCUCCUAAAGUAUACUACAAGUCUCCACCACACCCACAUGUAUGCGUCUGUCCACCACCUCCUCCAUGUUACUCCCCAGCCCCUAAGGUUGUAUACAAGUCUCCUCCACCACCGUACGUCUACAGCUCUCCACCACCACCAUACUACUCACCUUCCCCUAAGGUGUACUACAAAUCUCCCCCACCGCCGUAUGUUUACAGCUCCCCACCACCACCAUACUACUCACCUUCCCCUAAGGUGUACUACAAAUCUCCCCCACCACCGUACGUCUACAGCUCCCCACCACCACCAUACUACUCACCUUCCCCUAAGGUGUACUACAAAUCUCCUCCACCGCCGUACGUUUACAGUUCCCCACCACCACCAACAUACUACUCACCAUCUCCUACGGUAGAUUACAAAUCUCCUCCACCACCAUAUGUCUACAGUUCCCCACCACCCCCAACAUACUACUCACCAUCUCCUAAGGUGGAUUACAAGUCUCCUCCACCACCAUAUGUCUACAAUUCCCCACCACCACCUUCGUAUUCACCAUCUCCAAAAACUGAGUACAAAAGCUCACCCCCACCUUCUUACUACUAA
Molecule: messenger RNA, 939 nt
Organism: Arabis nemorensis
Lineage: Eukaryota; Viridiplantae; Streptophyta; Magnoliopsida; Brassicales; Brassicaceae
Source: the annotation of a GenBank genome assembly